GAGCUCCCAGCGUCCACGUCUGUGAUUGGCGGAAACGUUUGGCGCCUCUUGAAUCUGCUGCAGCCGAAGUGGGCGGUGAGCUCGAGACAGCGAGCAGUUUGAACCCGAAGCUGUCGAGGCGGAAACAGAGAGAACUGGUGACUGUUUGUAAAGAAGGCGCCAUUAAACUGAGGAUCUAAGACUGAGGAAAGAGAGUGUGAUUUAUUCUCCCUGAGAGAGGAACCUGAACCUGCUUCUGCCCACUAACCGCCGGGGAGGUGAAGCCGGUGUAAGGGAACCCUCCUCCUGAGCUAACUGCUAGUUAGCCGUUAAGCUAACACUACAGCUAGCAGAAACACAGAGCUAAUCCCCAACACAAAGGACGAGUUCCUCAGGGUUCUUCAUAUCCACCUGGAAUCACCCCAGUGAAUGAGGACUGGUUCUCCUGCACAGGUUGAUCAUGGUGCUUACAGGGAAGCGCUCAGAGAAGGGUCCCGCCUGCUGGAAGAGGAGGGUGAAGUCUGAAUACAUGAGGCUGCGGCAGCUCAAGCGCUUCAGACGGGCCGACGAGGUCAAGAGCAUGUUUAACACAAACCGUCAGAAGAUCCUGGAGCGGACCGACAUCUUAAACCAGGAAUGGAAGACCAGGCGGAUCCAGCCGGUUCACAUCAUGACCUCUGUCGGCUCUUUAAGAGGCACCCGAGAGUGCACAGUGGACAGUGGGUUCUCCGAGUUCCCCCGACAGGUCAUCCCCCUGAAGACUCUCAACGCCGUGGCCUCGGUCCCCGUCAUGUACUCCUGGUCUCCGCUGCAGCAGAACUUCAUGGUGGAGGAUGAGACUGUGCUCCAUAACAUCCCCUACAUGGGAGACGAGAUCCUGGACCAGGACGGUACUUUCAUUGAAGAGCUCAUAAAAAACUAUGAUGGGAAAGUCCAUGGGGACAGAGAGUGCGGCUUCAUCAAUGAUGAGAUAUUUGUGGAGCUGGUCAGCGCUCUGUCUCAGUACAGUGACAACGAGGACGACGAUGAGGAGGAGGAGCCGGACUUUAAGGUAGAGAAGAUGGAGCUGUGCGAUGGCAAAGAGCAUCCAGAGGACUCCCGCAAGGACGGCCACAUUAACAAUGAGAGUCGAACCAGCAGCAACGACAGCAGCAAGAAGUUUCCCUCCGACAAGAUUUUUGAAGCUAUUUCCUCCAUGUUUCCAGACAAAGGCUCCACAGAGGAGCUCAAAGAGAAGUACAAGGAGCUGACAGAGCAGCAGCUGCCCGGCGCGCUGCCCCCUGAAUGCACCCCGAACAUCGACGGGCCGAACGCUCGCUCGGUGCAGCGUGAGCAGAGCCUGCACUCGUUCCACACGCUCUUCUGCAGACGCUGCUUCAAAUACGACUGCUUCCUCCACCCUUUCCACGCGACUCCAAACACGUACAAGCGCAAGAACCUGGAGAACCUGGUGGACAGCAAACCCUGCAGCAUGGACUGCUACAUGUACCUGGUUCAGGAUGGGAUGGUGAACGAGUACCCUGCAGGCGUGGUCGCUGAGCGGCCUAAGACGCCAUCAAAGCGCACGGUGGGCCGCCGCCGGGGGAGACUGCCCAACAGCAACAGCCGGCCGAGCACCCCGACUGUUUCCUCAGAAACCAAAGACACGGACAGCGACCCCGAGGGCAGCAAAGACGAAGAGCGAGACAACGACAAUGACAACGACAAAGACGAUGACGACAAGAAGGACGACAACACCAGCAGCUCAGAGGGAAACUCGCGUUGUCAGACUCCGGUGAAGAUGAAGCUGACGAGUGAAGCUGAAGCGGUGGAUUGGAGCGGGGCUGAAGCUUCCCUCUUCAGAGUCCUCAUCGGGACGUACUACGACAACUUCUGUGCCAUCGCACGGCUCAUCGGCACCAAGACCUGCAGACAGGUUUACGAGUUCAGGGUCAAAGAGUCCAGCAUCAUCGCUCGAGCUCCCACUGAAGACGAGGACACGCCGCCCAGGAAGAAGAAGAGGAAACACAGACUGUGGGCCACUCACUGCAGGAAGAUCCAGCUGAAGAAAGACGGCUCGUCCAAUCACGUGUAUAACUACCAGCCAUGUGACCACCCUCGGCAGCCCUGUGACUCCUCGUGUCCCUGUGUGACCGCUCAGAACUUCUGUGAGAAGUUUUGCCAGUGCAGCUCUGAGUGUCAGAACCGUUUCCCGGGUUGUCGGUGCAAAGCUCAGUGCAACACCAAGCAGUGUCCCUGCUACCUGGCUGUGAGGGAGUGCGACCCCGACCUCUGUCUGACCUGCGGAGCUGCGGAUCACUGGGACAGCAAGAACGUGUCCUGCAAGAACUGCUCCAUCCAGAGAGGCGCCAAGAAGCAUCUGCUGCUCGCCCCGUCAGACGUCGCAGGUUGGGGAAUCUUCAUCAAAGAGCCGGUCCAGAAAAACGAGUUCAUCUCUGAGUACUGUGGAGAGAUCAUCUCUCAGGAUGAAGCCGACCGCAGAGGGAAGGUGUAUGACAAAUACAUGUGCAGCUUCCUCUUCAACCUCAACAACGACUUCGUUGUUGACGCCACGAGGAAAGGAAACAAAAUCCGCUUUGCCAAUCAUUCUGUCAACCCGAACUGCUAUGCAAAAGUGAUGAUGGUGAACGGGGAUCACAGGAUAGGAAUCUUUGCUAAGAGAGCCAUUCAGACGGGAGAGGAGCUCUUCUUUGACUACAGGUACAGCCAGGCUGACGCUCUUAAGUACGUCGGGAUCGAGCGAGAGAUGGAGCUCGCCUGACUCAGACUUCUACCUCCUGUGGAUCAACGACACAAAGGCCUUACACACAAACACACACACACACACACACACCAACACACACCUUCACUUCAGGAAAUCCAGAAAUGUUAGAGAGCUUCAGGAAAACUGGGAAUAUUUGAAGCAGAGUUUUUGAUGCUUUUUUUCUAAAACAGAUACUUUUCAAAUCUGUUUCCGACUUUUUCUUCUCGUGACUUUUUCUCCUGUCGACGAAUCUUCCUCUCCCGUCGAGGCGGGAGGAUGGGACUCAGAAAACCUCUCCUCACCCUCAAACUGACUUUCCUGAAAUAUCUCAACCAAGAGUGUCGGAGGGCGAGAGGAGACCAACCCACGACUGUCUGUUCAUGCUUCAGGGACCAAAAUCCUCCACCAGCCGCUCUCUCUCUCUCUCUCUCACACACACACACACACACACACACACACACACACACACACACACACACACACACACACACACACACACACACACACACACACACACACACACUGACAGGACUCUGUGUUUUUAUAUGGUGUGACGUGAAACAGCCACACACUCCUCAGAGUGCCAGGUCACUGUCUGUCUGUAACACAGGAAGCCGCUCACAAAGCAGCGUCACACCAACCCUCACCUUCGACCACACCUCCAUCACCCCCCCCCCGCCGCCUUCAAGAGAACAAAGAGGAACUCUGACCCGGGUCGGUCUUUAGUUUGUUUGUGCAUCUGAACCCCAAAGAUCCUCGCUUCGACAGUUUUAACAAUCAAAUAGAUCCACGGUGCAUUCAGAGUCCGCUGGGAAAAUCCUGACACAUAAACGUCCUCCAUUGUUUGUGGUUGUCUUGGGGUCUGGUGUCUAGUCUGCUUUGUGAAGCUGCCUCCGCUUCAGGUGCUAAAACCAGAACCAGCACUGCUUCACCGCCACCGGGAACGCCACACCAACACACCCCGAGCGGACCCCCGUGUGUGUGUGUGUGGGUGUGGGUGUGGUGAAAACACACUGCUUUCAAAACUACACCAAAAACACACACCAAGGUUUUUCAGUCAUGUUCACGCUCACUCUGACUCCGCCCACUCUGGUCACGCUCACUCUGGCCACGCCCACUCUGCGCUCUCCUCAUCAAACAACUUUCAGAAUUACACCCGGACUGAGAAGGCUGCACUGAAUCAACCUGAUGACGAACUGCAGCUCUCUCUGUUACACACUGUGUCCACAGGGGGCGCCAAAUCCACACAAACUCCUCACAGCUGCCUCCACUCACAUAUUUAAUGUAACUUGUUGAAAGUAUUUGAUCGUUUCUAGAGACAACGUCACAGAUUUAUCAACGUGUUCACAGAAACGACGUUAAGUUUGACGGACUGAGACGUUUCCUUACGUUGAAGCCUGAUUUAAAACUUCUGACGCCGACAUGAGCGCCUCAUACUUGUGCGUCGAUGUUUGAGGGCGGUGCGGUCUCUCUGAUAGUCCGGUCGCCUCCUUCCGGCCCCGCUACGAUCUCUGUUUCCUUUUCCUCAGAGAGGAAAUACACGGACGAUGAGCGGGGAUCCAGGAAAUGCUGUAAAUGCAGGAAAUACAAUGCCGCCGAGCCGACCAAUCACAGGGCUGCGGUCCACGUUGAUUCUACGUGUAGUUACAGGUCUUUGUGUCGAUUCGACGCAGAGUUCCAGUAAUCUUGACUUCCUGAUAAAAACAAGAUUAUUUAACCCUUUAUUCUUCUAAUGAUUCGAUCCGAUCAGAUUACGUUUGAACGACUUUCCUCUUCUUUUAACGAGGAACUCAAUUUCUAGACUCUAAUCUGAAGUUAGAUUCCGACAGAUCGACGAGUCUAAAGGUUAAAUAAAUGAAUCAGACCGUCUGAACUGAGCUCGAUUUAUCCGACACGUCUGACCACGGCGUUUCGUGUUUAGCCCGGGAACGACGUCAAAUUAGCACGCAGAGUGUGGCUACCACUAACAGAGCUAGCACCACCUCCAGGUUCAGGUUCCUCGUGUCUCUGGUGGAGUCGUUCUACAUCAGUUUAACCCGACACAGCCGACAUGCGACUUCAUCCCCAUUCACUAGAUCAACAUACGGACAAACCACGCCGCGCUACGUGACGACGUCAUCACCUGAGCUCGUUUACAUCCAGGUAGUAGAGCUUUGGAGCAUUACGACACGUUCAGGCCUGUAAUCAUACAGAUAUACGUUCAUCUCUCCGGUGCUGACGUGAGGUCGACUGUUUUAUUGAAAGGAAACUUUCAGGCGCACAUUCCCCGUUAUCUUCAGCAGCGAGCAGAACAUUUAAGCUAGGCUAAGAGCUAACGGGGAAAAAAAGUGUUUUCAACAUCAGUGUUCGUGAACGAGUCAGACGAUCACGUGACUUCACGAACAAACGGCGUGUGGUGCUACAAGAGAGCGAUGUUAGCAGACUCUUAGAAUCCUUGUUUUCCAGGCGGUCAGUUUUCGAUGUCUUCAGGGAGGCGGAGCUUCAUCUGUGUGUUUCGAAGCGUUAACAGCGUUUAAAUGUCGUCGUUUUUCCGACAGUCUGAGCCGAGCGCUGUGACUACUUCCUGUUUUCUUGUUUCUCUGAGUUUUUGGUGUCCUCCUUUCUGCUGUGCCUUCAGUCCUGACCCCCCACCCCCCACCCCCCACCCUGGUUUUCACUGCAUGAUGAAGCUUUCCAGAAUCUGUUUGGUGCUGCGUUCAGGGGAUCCUCUGAUAUUUCAGUACUGCCUCUUACGGUGUGAUGUCCAAUCAGUUAAAUGUGACCUUUUGAUAACGUACCAACAAUCACUCUGACUCUCUCUGGUGCUUAGACUCGACUUGAAGUAAUACCAGCCUCUCCUCCUCCUCCCCGUCACCCGCUCUGACCUUUGACCUUUCACCUGUAAUUGAUUCCACGCUGCCGUGAUGGAUCAGAGACUUCAGGGGCCCUCAGACCUGGUGCUUCACUCACAGGGCUCCUGGUCUGCUGAAUCAGGUGUGAAGUUUUCUGACAGGUGUGUGUUUUUUCUGAGAUCCUGAACCUUCACUGCCGUUUGAAAUGAGCCUCCAGUGUUUGUUUGUUUUGAGUUGGACGAUAAGAGAACCAGCAUUCUGUGGUGUUUAUUUGUAAACGUGGGCGGAGGAGAACCUCCUGUCCCUCACGUGAUCAUCACUUUGGUUCUCUCCUGACGUGACCCCUGACCCUGACCCUGGGUUUAUUUAUGGUUUCAGAGAUCCGCCUGCGUUUAAGUUCCCCUCUUUUCUUCUUGUCAAACCAGGACCACUUCUUUCCUCCGAUGAAACAGGUGCUGACUUUGUAAUGUUUACAGGGAUUUGUUGUUCAAAGUGAUGCAGAUUAAAAUAUUCUAAAUGGUC
This is a messenger RNA of Notolabrus celidotus (New Zealand spotty), 6075 nucleotides long. RefSeq names its product enhancer of zeste 2 polycomb repressive complex 2 subunit (gene ezh2). Gene Ontology annotation, biological process: chromatin remodeling. The record is from RefSeq and is a predicted model, not a curated record. The transcript is spliced from 19 exons. The coding region runs from base 440 to 2740 and encodes 766 amino acids. Lineage: Eukaryota; Metazoa; Chordata; Actinopteri; Labriformes; Labridae. Gene Ontology annotation, molecular function: protein binding; histone H3K27 methyltransferase activity.